GAGAGAGAGAGAGAGAGAGAGAGUGUGUGGGGGUAAGGCCAAAAAUGUCUCUCUACGCCUCAACGUUCGUCUCGCCGCCGACGACUGCUGCUUCUCCGGGCAGCAGCAGCAGCGCAUUCAUCGGUGCGCGGCAGCCGCUCUCCGCUUACGCCGUAACCGCGCCGCCUCCUUCGCCGGCGACGCUGCGGCGCUGCGAAGUGGCGGCGAAGGCGCUGACGAGGAGAGAGAACCGCGCGGCUCGCCACGAGCGCAUCCGCAAGAAGGUGGAGGGUACCCCGGAGAGGCCGAGGAUGAGCGUUUUCCGCUCCAACAAGCAUUUGUAUGUCCAAGUGAUUGAUGAUACUAAGAUGCACACUUUGGCCUCAGCUUCAACAAUGCAGAAGCCUGUUUCCGAGGGACUCGAUUACUCUUCCGGGCCGACGAUUGAAGUGGCGAAGAAGGUUGGUGAAGCCAUUGCCAAGGCUUGCUUGGAGAAAGGCGUAACAAAAGUGGCUUUCGACAGAGGCGGUUACCCAUACCAUGGACGUGUAGAAGCUCUAGCAAGUGCCGCACGGGAACAGGGUCUGGAGUUGUAGUACAACUUGUGUAAGUUCUGCAAAGGUUUUACCUUGUCUAUUUCUUUCUUGUUCAUGCUAAUCAUAGGAAUCAGUGAAUGGUGUUCACCUGAAAAUCUUUGUAUGCAGAACCAGUCUUCGAAUUGUCUGAAAAACUGCUAUUUUCAAUAUAGCAAGCCUUUUUCCUUCUUGAUAUCUAGUGUAAUCUUUGGCACGUAAACAAGUCAAAGUAAUCGUUCGAGCUCAA
Molecule: messenger RNA, 801 nt
Organism: Ananas comosus (pineapple)
Lineage: Eukaryota; Viridiplantae; Streptophyta; Magnoliopsida; Poales; Bromeliaceae
Product: 50S ribosomal protein L18, chloroplastic
Exons: 3
Coding region: 45-575 (176 amino acids)
Biological process (GO): translation
Cellular component (GO): ribosome
Molecular function (GO): structural constituent of ribosome; 5S rRNA binding
Source: RefSeq, a predicted model, not a curated record